Messenger RNA from Penaeus indicus, 2203 nucleotides. RefSeq lists its product as uncharacterized. Bases 1 to 630 code for a protein of 209 amino acids. Lineage: Eukaryota; Metazoa; Arthropoda; Malacostraca; Decapoda; Penaeidae. The record is from RefSeq and is a predicted model, not a curated record. The transcript has 4 exons.
AUGACGACUGCAAGCUUCGACCGCGGCACCACCACUGAAUACGACCGGUGCCGCCACUAUUACAAGAGGAUAGACAACAUGCUUUGGCUAAGGGGAGACAUGGAUCUAGUCGCGCCCCCUCUGCAAAGAUGGGAUGACACUUCCCGCAACACCACCGUUCUACGCAAAACUCCAACUAAUGCAACACGAAGGACAGUGCUGAGGGAGCAGAACCAGAACACCUUGAAAAAUACAACUGUACAGAAAUUUGCAAAGAAGGAUGGCACAUUAUCAUCCAAUGAUAUUUCAACAUACUCCCACUUUUCUGACGGAAUUCAGCGCCGCAGUGAACGUGAAAAUAUACGAAGCUCUACUGUCCAUGGGGCUAACAAGACUCCACUCUUGGUGUGUCGUCCUUCGCCACGCCGACCCCCUCCAGGCUUGCCAAAAACUCCUAAGACUCUGCCACGUGUAGCAACCCGUCGAUCUCCUCGCUUUAGUGCACCCCGCACUAGCCGGCACUCACCCAGAAGUACAACCGUGUCAAGGAUGGUGUCUCCAGCCUCCUCCUCCACUUUCAAAUCUCCAAGAGCUGGCACUCCAAGAGCUACAACACCUAAUCGUUGGAGCAAACUCAGCUUUUUAAUCUGAGCAUUUUGUUUUGUUUUACCAUUUCUCAUAUUUACUGUCAUUAUUUUUUCUUUCUUUCUUUUGCUUUCCUUUCUUUUUUUUUAAGAGGUCCAAGGUUAUUUCAAGUGGGGUAUUGACACUGAACUUUUCUGUCCAUAUUUUUCAUUUUUGUAAUAGUGUAUAUAAGAAACUGUAUGGAUGUAUAAUUGAUACAUCUUAUAAUAUAACUCAUAUUAUCUUUCUUAAUUGUGAUUCAUUCUAUUACUGCUUUCUAAAACAUGACUUCAAACUGACUAUCAGCAAGCAGUACUCAGUCGCUGUAUUAUCAUCUAUUAUGUAUUGUUUCUUUUAACAGAAGGAAAAGGCGGUGUGCAUAUAUGUAUGUAUAUAUGAUUACAAUCAGAGUAAGAAAUCUGUGUAAAUAUAUGGAAAGAGUCUUAGGACUGGGACACUGCUAUGCCAACAUUACCGAAUCCAUAUGGAAAGAGCAUUUUACAAGUGCUUAUUUCAAAAUUAUUUGUUUAAUGUUUUCACAGCCAUUUAUUUGCUCUGUGUAGGAUGGUAUGGAUAAAAGCUGUAUUAAAAAAUAUAAAGUAGUUUUUACCUGACAAGUGUCUUUCUUUUCUUUUUUUGUGUUAAUCUUUUAUUUAUCAAAGAUCAUAUAAUUUAGUAUAAGUACAUGUAAAAGUCAUCUGAUAAAACUGUUUGAGCAGUAUUGGGGAAGAACACGAGCAUAAUGGUGUAUAGUACGUUUCAUCGUUAAAGAUAUUAUUGUGCAUAAUACUAGUACUUAAGUAUAGGUAUAUGAGAGCUAGAAGUUAGUGUUGGGCAAAGCUGAGUGAGGAUUGGAAUUCUCAUUGGAGUUCAUUUUGAAAAUAGUUGAUUCAUGGGCAAGUGAGUUCUGUAUGUUUCAUGUUAAUUGUGGCAGCUACUUGUGCCACAAGCAUGUUCUUUACAUGUUAUAAUAGCUUUAACACAUUAUUUUUGUAUAUAGUUUUACAUCUUUUCAUAUUGCAUUUCCUUUAUCAGUACAUUUUCUUUUCAAUGCUAUCCAUGUUCUGAGUGCUAACAAAUUAUUGCUGCAGUUUAAAGCCUUUAUUAAUGGAAUCCAUUACAUGGUCUUAUUGCUCCAGUGCAUAUUAUUUUUAUAUUAUACAGAAAAUGAAAAUUGUGUAUUAAAAAGAAUCAUUUACUUUAAUCCAGAAAAUGUAAUGACAUGUGAACCCUUUUAGUGUAUUCCAGAAUGUGAUUAACAAGUCUGACCUGUAAAUGUUAUAGCCUAGUAGCUUUAAUAUAUAUUUUGUACAUAGCAUUGAAUCCUUUCCAAAUGCAUAUUUUGUAUUUCUUGUGAUGCACAUUCUUAUAAUAUUUGUAUGUUUCCCAUAGCUGAACCAUACUACAAAACUGACAGCAAUGGAAUUCACUUUAUUCCUUAUGAGUGGUAAUUGUAGCUUCACUACAUCUUUUUAUUUUAUUGAAGGCUUAUUUUAUGGAGAAAAAAAUGCUUGUUACAUUAACCAUAUUUUGUAAAAGUCUUUUUAGUAUGAACAAUUUUACUGUAUGUUUGAAAAAUAUACUAUAUGAUAUGAAUUUA